Molecule: messenger RNA, 1194 nt
Organism: Penicillium waksmanii
Lineage: Eukaryota; Fungi; Ascomycota; Eurotiomycetes; Eurotiales; Aspergillaceae
Product: putative neutral amino acid permease
Exons: 2
Coding region: 1-1194 (397 amino acids)
Biological process (GO): amino acid transmembrane transport
Cellular component (GO): vacuolar membrane
Molecular function (GO): amino acid transmembrane transporter activity
Source: RefSeq, a predicted model, not a curated record
AUGUAUCAGCUCGGUGCAUUUCCCGGCGCUGUCAAUGUCGUCGGCUGGACCCUCCUCAAUACCUAUUGUGCCAUCGUCCAGGGUAAUUUCCGCAACAAAUAUCCGGGCUGUCACUCCAUUGCCGACAUGGCGCAGGUCGUUGGUGGUCCGAUCUUGAAAGAAGUAGUUGGAGUUUUGUUCACUAUCAGUUAUGUCAUCGUCGCUGCGUCCGGUAUUAUCGGCGUCUCGACGGCACUGAAUGCGCUGUCACUUCACUCCAUGUGUACAGUAUGGUUCUCGUUGAUUGCGACGAUCAUCAUUGCUGGGUGUGCGAGUGUGCGUAAAUUCUCCCACAUCGGUUGGUUGACCUGGGUUGGAUUUGCCAGUGUCUAUGUCGCCGUCUUCAUCAUCGUAAUUGGUGUCACAGUAAGAGAUCGACCCGCCGCGGCGCCACAGACAGGAGAUUUUGAUUUAGGAUACCGUGCCAUUGGCAAUCCCAGCUUCACGGUGGGCAUCACCGCCGCGGCGACGAUAUUCGUGUCCAGUGCUGCAACAUCAGCAUUUCUCCCCGUGAUCUCUGAAAUGCGCAAGCCCAAGGACUACCCCAAGGCAGUUUAUAUGAGCAUGAGCCUGGUCACUGCUUCAUACCUGACAUUUAGUCUGGUAAUCUACGCCUGGUGUGGCAAGUGGAUCGCAUCGCCUUCGCUCGGCAGUGCAGGAGAGACAGUCAAACGCGUUGCCUAUGGGAUCGCACUGCCCGGUCUCAUCAUCAGUGGCUGUUUGUAUGUGCACGUCGCGGCGAAGUAUCUUUUUGUGCGCAUUUUGCGUAACUCGCGACACCUCCAAUCGAAUACGGUGGUGCACUGGGGAACAUGGCUGAGCUGUACGCUUGGGAUGGCAGCAAUUUCAUUUGUCUUGGCAUGUGCGAUUCCCAUCUUCAACUACGUGCUGGCACUGGUGGGCAGUCUGUGUUUUGCGCCCCUGGCUCUCAGUCUUCCCGGUUGGCUUUGGCUGUAUGGGCAUGGGGAGUAUCUGAAAGGGGGACUGUGGCGACAAAUGAUAUAUGGACUACACAUUUUGUUGGUGUUGCUGGGCGUGUUUAUGACGGUGGGUGGAACAUAUGGGGUGAUUGUUCAGAUCAAAGAGGCGUAUGCGGAUGGAUCAAUUUCGUCGGCAUUUUCUUGUGCCGAUAAUAGUGGGUCGGUGGGGACAUAA